AUGACACGACUAGUGGAUUAUUUUGUAGAGAUUGUAGCAGUUCCAGCAGAACAAAUGCAGCAAAGUGAAAAUCUAGAGCGGCAAAUUGUUAGACGAAUGCCUUUAAAUGAUCACAAUGAUUUUGCUUUACCCGAUGGUUUACCGUACUUUUGUAUUCCAGAGAGUAAAGCAUUCUUUAAUCCAUUGGUAUAUGAACGUAAACCAACAUUCUUUUCAUUUAUAUUAACGGGAGGAGAUGGUGUUCAUGCUUAUGGCUUUGCUCUUCAUUUUUUUGAAGAAUAUACAACUGGUGUUUCAGACUGGAGACCUCGUGUGUUGUGUCUGAUUUCGCAUUGCCCUUUUUUCUCGCUCUUUAAGGAAAUUGUCAGCUGGAUCUAUCGAAGUCGGUAUCAAAAGAUGCGACAUUCGCGCGUUCAAGCUAAAAUUGCUCAUGCAUGUGAGGAUUUUAGCUGGUUUGUCUCGCCACGACAUGUACCACUUGCAAUACUGCAAUAUGAGGAACACCAGCCUUUUAGCAGAGGAUCCAUUGAUCGAAACAAUGACUCAACUUUGGCUUGGGAUUCUGGUCGUGACAAGCAUCGAUCUACGAUCCGUGACAAUUGCUAUCAUAUUUUAUCGCAACUUUUACAGAUCAAAAGUCGGCCUCUUUCAGGAGAGGCCUUGAAUAUCCGGUUUUAUGGACAAGAUUUCUUUUGCUACCGUGUGCAGCGAGGAAAAGCUCUGCACUUGGAUGAUUAUUGUUUUCAAAUGCUGUUUCAGUGUUUGAGUCUGAAGAACGUUAUUUAUAUUAUUAAUUGCUUGCUUCUUGAACAGCGCGUCCUGGUCCACUCAAGUCAUCAAGGUUAUCUUACUCCAAUUUGCGAGGCGCUAUGUGCUUUGUUAUUCCCAUUUUGUUGGAAGCAUGUGUUUAUUCCGUUCUUGCCUGUGAAGUUGAUCGAUUACUUGCAGGCGCCAGUGCCAUAUUUUAUCGGAUUACAGACAAGUUCCUUGGCGACUAAAGUGGGAGCAGAAAUGUUUGCAUCAUGUGUCGUUGUGCACUUGGACAAAGACAAAGUCGUGUCUCCAAUUUUCUCGAGAGUCGACGACUAUUCUGUGGAUUUCGUCCUACCUCGAUUACCAUCGAAGGAAGUUACUGUCAUCCUAGCUUUGCUGGAACGUGUUGUUCCAAACCCUGUCGGACAUUCCUCUUCAAUUCAGAGCAACACGUAUCAUAUACCCGAAUCUCCACAGCAGAGUGUAAACGCAGUCAACGAGGUUGAAUUGACAUUUGGUGAAGGACCGCUUGGGAUUACCUUUGAGUCCACACACCUCCGUCUUCUAGCGGCUAGUAACUUUAAUUCUAAGCACCAGUUGGGUGGGUCUGCAGUCGUAAAGUCGUUACCGAGGCUUCGUAAUGGACUUGUAGGGCCAGCGGAGUGCUCAGGGCUAAUAUUCGCUGGAAGUUACCUCAUCGGUAUCAAUGGCCAGUCCACAUUGGACCUGACGUUUACAGAAACCAUCGACUACUUGCGCCACGCAAGCCGUCCAAUUUGCCUAAGAUUUCUGAACGCGAGGCUUCCUUACUGGAAUGCCUGCAAUUUUGCAGAGCGACUGCAAGCUUUGUCGUUGGUUUCUGCUUCGCAGGUUACAUUAGAGAAUCAAUUUCUAUCCUGGGUGGAUACGCUGCGUGGAGCCUUUGCUGCUAUGUUUGCAAGCAUGUUCUGUGACUACCAACGGUACAUUGGUGUACACCGUCAGGAAAAAGAAACCAUUACAUUUAGCAGACCGCAUGCACUCCCGUCACCAGAACAAUACGGUCGCUUGCGACGCCGUUCUUUUCCACUAGCUUCUUUUGCGCAGUUUGAUUACAGCGCUUUCUGCAGUGCGGUACCCUCCAAUCAGGCUUUUCUUCUGGAGUUUACACAGACACAAUGCUUUGCAGAUUUUGUGAAUGAGAGUGUCACCGGAACACGAGCUCGUGAUGCAUCCAGCCCAUUGAGACUUUUCCAUGAGUGUAUUUAUCUCAUUCGCGAAUCCAGCAAUGCGAGGGCGGCCAUCAUACUUAUGUUUGAACGGAAUGGUUUACCACUUAAAACAGCGGUGAUUGAUCUGCCAGUGGCAUCAAAGGAAGAUGAGUGUGAUACGAAAGCAUACUCGUUACGAAAGCAUGAUGCAAAUUGCUCCAGCAAGUUCAGUUCAGUUGAAGUGUAG
This is a messenger RNA of Peronospora belbahrii, 2190 nucleotides long. The record is from the annotation of a GenBank genome assembly. NCBI's taxonomy places the organism in Eukaryota, Oomycota, Peronosporomycetes, Peronosporales, Peronosporaceae.